This is a messenger RNA of Pseudophryne corroboree (corroboree frog), 1599 nucleotides long. RefSeq names its product serine/threonine kinase receptor associated protein (gene STRAP). The transcript is spliced from 9 exons. Gene Ontology annotation, cellular component: SMN complex. Bases 270 to 1259 code for a protein of 329 amino acids. Gene Ontology annotation, biological process: spliceosomal snRNP assembly. Gene Ontology annotation, molecular function: protein binding; RNA binding. The record is from RefSeq and is a predicted model, not a curated record. Lineage: Eukaryota; Metazoa; Chordata; Amphibia; Anura; Myobatrachidae.
CCGACACGAUCGGAGAAGGAGGAAGACAUGUAGCAGCUGUCAGGGGGAGUUCUCUCCUCUCUCUUGUGUCACAUCCAGCUCCUGAGCACCAAGCCAACAAAGACACAACCGCUCCAGACCCUGCGGAGGAGACGCUCACGCUGUUCCGCUCCCAUGAUCCUCUACUCACAUCCGCCCUCAUGCAAGAUGGCCGCCCGCUCCUCGGCGCCUCACUUCCGUGUGAUGACGACUUCCGGUAGCGUGCAGCCGCCGCAGCCUGUGUGUGAGAGAUGGCGAUGCGGCAGACUCCCCUCACCUGCUCCGGCCACACCCGGCCUGUGGUGGACCUGGCCUUCAGCCCCAUCACCCCGCACGGGUACUUCCUCAUCAGCGCCUGCAAGGAUGGGAAACCAAUGCUGCGCCAGGGCGACACCGGAGACUGGAUUGGCACGUUUCUGGGCCACAAGGGAGCCGUGUGGGGAGCCACCCUCAAUAACGAUGCCACAAAGGCAGCCACGGCAGCUGCAGACUUCACAGCGAAGGUUUGGGACGCUGUGACCGGUGACGAGAUGAUGACUCUGACUCACAAACACAUAGUGAAAAGUGUGGACUUUACCCAGGACAGUAAUAAUCUCUUAACUGGAGGACAGGAUAAGCUGCUGCGCAUUUACGACCUGAACAAACCAGAAGCCGAUCCGGAACAGAUCGGCGGUCACACAUCUGGUAUUAAGAAGGCUUUGUGGUACAACGAUGACCGGCAAAUCAUUUCUGCAGCAGAUGACAAAACUGUCCGUCUGUGGGACAGAGCCAGCAUGACAGAGGUGAAGUCGUUGACCUUUAGCCUAUCCGUUGGCAGCAUGGAGUAUAUUCCUGAAGGGGAGACUCUGCUGAUCACCUAUGGCAGGACGAUCGCCCUCUAUAACACCGCCAGUUUGGAUCUGAUAAAAUCUUUUGAAGCUCCGGCCCCCAUUAACUCAGCGUCCCUCCAUCCGGAGAAGGAAUGUAUCGUGGCUGGGGGCGAUGAUUUCAAGCUGUAUAAAUACGAUUACACCACUGGGGAAGAACUGGAAUCCUACAAGGGGCACUUUGGUCCAGUCCACUGUGUGCGCUUCAGCCCAGAUGGGGAACUUUACGCCAGUGGCUCGGAGGAUGGCACCUUAAGACUCUGGCAGACGGCAGUGGGAAAGACUUACGGCCUGUGGAAGUGCGUCCUGCCAGAGGAGUUGAUCUCGGAGAAUUCCGAUGCCAUCUACAGCGUGACGUCUGAGACUAAGGCUUGAAUAAUGUGACCUUCAACUGAUGUCAUGAAACGCGCAGACAUUGAGACUAAGUAAAUGUCUUCCCGGAGUGCGACCGACGGCGGCCAGCGCCUGGGAUGGAGCGGAUUGGAGGAGAACUUGCAGCUCUUGUGAAGAGACACACGGUUUGCUAGUCAUGUGUUUAACGGUGGGAGAUGGAAAAGAUGAAUUUCCUUUUGUUUUAUGGGGAGUAUGUAAAUAUAUAUAUAUUUCGCUAUUCGUUGCAUUUAUUACUCCCAAGUCUGACCACUUUGUUACGUUAUAACCGGCUUCUCCACAUUGCGGAAUGUAUUUCAGUUCUAUGAAUAAACUCUACAACGAU